Molecule: messenger RNA, 3533 nt
Organism: Galleria mellonella (greater wax moth)
Lineage: Eukaryota; Metazoa; Arthropoda; Insecta; Lepidoptera; Pyralidae
Product: juvenile hormone esterase-like
Exons: 5
Coding region: 156-1841 (561 amino acids)
Source: RefSeq, a predicted model, not a curated record
AAGUGACAAAGCUCUCGGGACGUUAAGGAAAAUGCAAUGGAAAUACCUACUCGGUGCAUCCAUGCAAAACAAUACAUACACGAUGUACACUCAUAUCUGUGUCAGUUAGCUUGACUUUGUGUACGACGCGAAACGUAUCAUUUGUAAGGAACAUAAUGAGGGCGAUAAUGGUAUUGCUGUUUUGUAUGACUGCUGCUAACAUUUCUACUUGUCGUAAGAGUGUAAGUGUUUCAACAGAUCCUAUAGUAACGGUAAAGCAAGGAAAGCUGAAAGGUUCUACCAGUACCCUUUUAAAUGGAUCACCAUAUUAUAGUUUUAAAGGAAUACCAUACGCUCAGCCACCGAUUGGAAAGCUGAGGUUUAAGGCCCCGUUGCCCGCAAUACCCUGGAAAGGUAUCUACGAAGCAAUAGAACAUGGCGCAGUUUGUCCGCAAUUCGAUAUCACCUCUCAGAAGCUGAUAGAAGGAAAUGAAAACUGUUUAUUUUUAAACGUGUACACAAAAUCUUUGAAGCCUGUUACCAAAUUACCGGUUAUGGUAUUUAUUCAUGGUGGAGCAUUUACAUCUGGAUCCGGUAACUCUGAUGUAUUCGGUCCUGAUUAUCUUUUGCAGCAUGAUGUAAUUUUAGUCACAAUAAAUUAUAGGCUUGAAGUGUUAGGAUUUUUGAGUCUGGACAUCCCUGAGGUACCAGGUAAUGCAGGUAUGAAAGACCAGGUUGUUGCAUUGAAAUGGGUUAAAGAUAAUAUUGCUCAGUUUGGUGGCGAUCCCAAUAACAUUAGUAUUUUCGGUGAAAGUGCUGGUUCCGGAGCAGUCACUUGUCAUAUGGCUUCACCAAUGUCCAAAGGUUUAUUUCACAAAGUAAUAGCACAAAGUGGAACAAGCAUAGAUGAUUGGGGUGUCGGCAAGGACCACGUUGCAAGAGCGUUUAGAGCCGGUAAAGUAUUGGGGAAAGAUACAAAAGAUGUGCAUGAAUUAUUAGAAUUUCUCCAGAGUGUCCCAGCAAUAGACCUCGCUGGACUAACAUUUAAAACUGAAACUGAAGAAGAAAAACUUAGAGGUUUGCCCGUACAUUUCAUACCUGUGGUGGAGAAGAAUUUCAAAAAUGUAGAACCAUUUUUAAAUAAAAGUCCUCUUGACAUUCUACUAGCGGGUGAAACGAAUAAAGUACCAUUGAUGAUUGGUUACAAUUCAGCAGAAGGGCUACUGAUGUUGUCUGAUCAUUUAAGUAAGGCGGACUUUCGUAAUAAGAAUCCUGAAUAUUUGGUGCCAAGGGAAAUAUCCCAAAAAGUACCUCAAGAUAAGACAAAGGAAUUUGGGGCUCGAAUAAAGAAGUUUUAUGUGGGAAAUAAUGAAUUUUCUAAUGAUACAGCAGAAGCCAUUGUUAACUUGCAUACGGAUUUAAACUUUGCUUACAGCGUUCAUAGAUUUAUACAUUUGUAUGCGGCAUCUAAUCAACACAUUUAUCAAUAUGUAUUUAAUUAUGUAUCUGAUAUGAACUUCGUGAAGAUAUCUUUAGGAUUGGCUCAAAUGAAAGGGGCAUCUCACGCUGAUGAUCUAUUUUAUUUGUUCUACAACGGUGGAACGAAAAAUGUUUACGAGAAACAAGAAAAAGCGAGAGAAAUUGUUUACAAAGUUACUAAGCUUUGGACGGAUUUUGCAAGAACUGGUAAUCCAACACCAAAUAAUAGUCUGAAUGUGAAGUGGGAGCCGUUCACCCGUACUGGGAAACAAUACAUUAAACUAGAAGAGCCGCUAUGUGUGGGACGCGCUGCCAACCGCGACAGAAUACAGUUUUGGGACAAUCUGUAUUGCCAAGCAGGGCUGCCUUGUAUUGGAAAUUAACCCUAUGUUUUGCCUUGUAUGUAAUAGUCACUAUCAAUUAGCUAGAAUAACAACCGCAAAACAGUUCUAUGAUAACAAAAUAAAGAAAAAAAUCCGUAAGAAAUUUAUGAAAAACUUACAUUUGGAGCAUGGCAUUGUAUGGGUGUGAAACAUGGAAUGACGCAAAAAGAAAUAAAGAUGCUUGGGGCAUUUGAGAUGUGAAAGGAUAAGCUGGACAGACAAAGUAACGAGUGAGCAAGUCUUGAAAAGGGUGAAUUAGAAACGAAUAUUAGUAAAAACAACAGAGGCAAAAUGCUUGGGCCAUGACGACAUGACGAUUUUUAACCCUUCUUUGCAUGAUUUUUUUUAUUGGUGAAAUAAAUCAAGGUGAUAUAAUUAGUGUUCAAAAUUAAAGGAAAAACUGUUAAAAAAAAAAAAUUUGACAGCUAUAUUUUUUUUCCGCAAUAGACAUUAAAAAGGUAUCCAGACACGAUUAACUUAAAGUGAACUUGGUCUUUUAUAUAAUUUUUGGGCAUUCAAUGUUAUGAUGGCAAUUUUGCACCAUUAUACAAAGAAGGGUUAAAGAACAUAGUAGAAGGAAAAAUAAGAGGGCAAAAGAGGAAGGAGAAUAACUACAUGGCAUUAAUAAAGGAAACUAGGUAUCAUAGACGUAUAGAGAGGUCGAAGAUAUGAGCUGGAAAGAAGUUCGCUAAAUUAACCGACACCCAACUAGAUGGAGUGACGGUCUUAAAUACAUUGCAGGGAGUAAGUGGAUGCAGGUGUUUCAGGAUCGUUCCUUAUGGCAGUUUAUAGGGGAGGCCUAUGUCCAGCAGUGGACAGGUAAUAGAUGGACAGAAAUGAUGAUGAUGAUUUGAUUAAAUUGAAACAAAAAAAAAAAUUAUAAACGUUGUAUUAUAAAUUUCAUUCUCUUAAAAUUCUAAGACAAUUGUUACAUUUAAUUAUUAUUUAUAUUAUAAUUCAUAUCUCAUUGUGACUUAGAAUAAAUAAAUAUUUAUAUUUAAUAUCACACUACAGUUAUAAUGACACGUAAAUUAUUUGUACAAAAUCAUUUAAUACUUAUACAUAAUGUAAAAUUUCACAAUGGCAAAGUAUUCAUAGGCAAUUUGUCAUUUUUUUAUUUCAAUGACGAACUAAUCAAAUUGUAUGGAGUGAAAUCAAAUUUGUAGUAUAUAUAUAUAUAUAUAUAUAUAUAUAUAUAUAUAUAUAUAUAUAUAUAUGUAUAUGUUUGUAUGAAGCAAUGUAUUUAUAUUGUUUGAUAGUUCUAAAUUUAAGAUAUUAAUUUACUCCAUAUCUUAUAACUUAGACACUAAUUUACAUUUAAGUACACUUAUGUAACUUACAUAAGAUUAGUAACCUUUAAUGUAAAAUGUACAUCUGAAACUUAUUGGGAUUGCUUUACAAACAGAUAUCAGAUUGUAUUGAUGUAAAAAUGACUUAAAAUUUUAUCAUUAAUAUUUUUUUUAAUUAAUCUGUGGAGUACAUACAAUCUUUUCUAUAUCUUUCCCCUCCAAAUUUCUUAAUGAGCGAGGCAAUAAAUAAAUCAAAAAUGUAAAGUACUUAUUAUAAUACUGCCAACGUACACUAAUCCAAUUAUUUUUUUAUACUAUUUAAGUUUCUAUCUUUAAAUAUUCAAUUUCAAUUCAUUUAACAGAGAAUUCUCAAGAGACUUAAUAAAUCAAAAUAGGCAAUUCA